AUGCCGUUGAACAUAACUUCCAUUAAGACAUCAUCGAAUGGUGCUUGGGAAGGAGACAAUCCAUUGGAAUAUGCCUUUCCAUUGUUAAUAGUUCAAAUCACCUUGAUCCUCAUCGUGACUCGCUUACUCGCUUUCCUCUUCAAACCUUUGCGACAACCUAAAGUCAUAGCUGAGAUUAUCGGUGGAGUUCUGUUAGGUCCUUCAGCUUUAGGAAGGAACGAAACCUACAUGCACCAUAUAUUCCCAUCAUGGAGCAUGCCAAUACUCGAAACCGUGGCAAGCAUAGGCCUUCUUUACUUCUUGUUCCUCGUGGGUCUUGAACUCGAUUUGAACUCUAUUCGCCAGAGUGGCAAAAGAGCCUUAACCAUAGCAUUCGCCGGAAUUUCCCUUCCCUUCGCCUUCGGCAUCGGCGUCGCCGUCGUCCUCCGCAAAACCGUCCACGGCGCCAACGAGGUCGGUUUUGCGCAGUUCCUCAUCUUCAUGGGCGUUGCGCUUUCCAUAACAGCGUUUGCUGUGCUCGCCCGCAUCCUAUCCGAGCUCGAUCUCCUCAACACUGAAGUCGGGGGAACCGCCGUGGCCGCCGCCGCGUUCAACGACGUCGCCGCGUGGAUCCUUCUAGCCCUAGCGAUCGCACUCGCCGGCAACGGGAACCGCCACAAGAGCCCCCUGGUGUCCGUCUGGGUUAUGCUCUCCGGCGUCGCGUUUGUGAUCUUCAUGGCUGUUGUGAUCAGACCGGCGAUGAAAUUCGUCGGAAAAAAAUGCUCGCCGGAUAACGGCGCCGCCGAUGAAGGUUAUAUCUGUUUAACCAUAGCCGGUGUGAUGGUGUUCGGGUUCGUGACGGAUCUGAUCGGGAUCCAUUCGGUAUUCGGGGCGUUUGCGUUCGGGUUAACGAUUCCGAAGGGUCCUUUCGCGGAUUUGUUGAUAGAGAGAAUCGAGAGCUUUGUGUUGGGUUUGUUGCUACCACUUUACUUCGCUUCUAGUGGGUUGAAAACGAACGUGGCUAAGAUCAGUGGCGCGAAGGGGUGGGGGCUUCUGGUUUUGGUGAUAUCAACCGCGUGCGGAGGGAAGAUUCUUGGAACCUUUGUUGUGGCGUUGAUGUGCAUGAUUCCGGUGAGGGAAUCGUUGACGGUCGCCGUGCUGAUGAACACUAAGGGACUUGUGGAACUCAUCGUGCUUAACAUUGGCAAAGAGAAAAAGGUUCUGAACGACGAAAUGUUUACCAUUUUGGUGCUUAUGGCUUUGUUUACCACCUUUAUCACAACCCCGUUGGUGAUGUCCAUCUAUAAACCCACUCAUGGCAAAUCGUUUCAGACUAAUGGCGAACUAGGUGGCGUCAACUCUAAUGCCAAAGUGUGACAACAUGUGCAGUUGGCGUCCUUCAAGAUUGAAUAGAAUAAACACCAAUAUUAUUUAAAAUUAGGAAUUUUUUUCUAAUUUAAAUAUUUAUAUUAGAUUCGAGAGUGUUAUUAUAUACAGGGGAUGGCUAAAUUGUACUC
This is a messenger RNA of Gastrolobium bilobum, 1496 nucleotides long. Its product is annotated as cation/H(+) antiporter 20-like. Gene Ontology annotation, cellular component: membrane; endomembrane system. The coding region runs from base 1 to 1356 and encodes 451 amino acids. Gene Ontology annotation, molecular function: antiporter activity. NCBI's taxonomy places the organism in Eukaryota, Viridiplantae, Streptophyta, Magnoliopsida, Fabales, Fabaceae. Gene Ontology annotation, biological process: proton transmembrane transport; regulation of pH. The transcript has 3 exons. The record is from RefSeq and is a predicted model, not a curated record.